Messenger RNA from Ascochyta rabiei, 3426 nucleotides. RefSeq names its product Superkiller protein 3. Lineage: Eukaryota; Fungi; Ascomycota; Dothideomycetes; Pleosporales; Didymellaceae. Gene Ontology annotation, cellular component: Ski complex. The record is from RefSeq and is a predicted model, not a curated record. The coding region runs from base 1 to 3426 and encodes 1141 amino acids. Gene Ontology annotation, molecular function: protein binding. The transcript has 3 exons.
AUGGCGUCACAUGCGGACAGUGCGCACGACCUCUUAGAUCUCGACAUAGGCACAUUGCGGCAAUAUGUCGAGCUCUUCCCAACUGAGGGUUUGUCGAAAGUUAUCACAGGAUAUCUGAGCAGUGGCAUAUCGAAAUAUCCACUCACGCAAGAGAAGGGAGAUGCGCCAGAUCUGAGCGAAGGCGGGGUAUCCCUCAGCGUCGAUCUGCCUGUCUCACAAGACGACUGUCUGGCCCUAAUGACAGAAGGUAUUCUCGAAGCCAGGAAGUCACCACUUGCACAUGUCUUAUUAGGCGAUUUCUAUCUUUCCUUGGAAGAGUACGAGAGUGCUGUCGAGUGUACUCGGAAAGGUUUGAAGCUUGCAGCAAACGAAGCCAAGAAGACGGAUCUGUCAUUCCAGCGCACACGUGAUGCGCUGAGCAGUACACUUGCCACAGCACUUGUUUACUACCAGGCGCCUAGGAACCACCUGGAAGCUAAACAGAUCUUCCGGGAGAUACUCAAGCGGAAACCAAGGUUCACGGCUGCGCUGAUUGGUCUCGGUCUCAUACUUGAGGAAGAUGAGGAUUACAAGGAAGCCGCGGAGUUCUUGGAGCAGGCCCUGAAGCAAGACCCGGAUAAUGGUCGCAUUGGAGCAGAAGCAGCUUGGUGUCAGGCACUCGAUGGCGAUUAUAAGGCCGGACUGGACAAGCUCGAAGGCUAUAUUGACCACCCACAAAUGGACGCAUCCAACUCACGCGGUAGAGAAUUACGUGCACAGACUCUAUACCGGAUCGGUGUGUGUAUAUGGGAGCUCGACCCUUCGAAAGCUGCACGAAAGGACCGACAAGGAGCUUACGCUAGGCUUCUCGCUGCGAUCAAAGCAAACCCGAACUAUGCACCCGCAUACACUCUGCUUGGUAUAUUCUACGAGGACUACAACAAGGACCGCAAACGAGCAAGGCAAUGUUUCCAGAAAGCCUUCGAACUAUCUCCGUCCGAGAUCGUUGCAGCUGAGCGGUUGGCCCGACUGUUCGCCAAUCAGGGUGAAUGGGAUAUUGUUGAGGCUGUCUCACAGAGAGUCGUUGACUCUGGCAAAGCAAAACCAACCCCAGGCUCAAAGAAGAAGGGUGUCAGCUGGCCGUUCUCUGCAUUGGGAGUUGUUCAAAUGAACAAGCAAGAGUACCAGCAGAGCAUCAUCUCAUUCCUGUCCGCUCUUCGCAUCAGCCCAGAUGACUACUACUCCUAUGUCGGUCUUGGUGAGAGUUACCAUAAUUCUGGACGCUACAACUCCGCACAACGUGCCUUCAACUACGCCGAGAAUCCAUCAGACGAUGUUAUCAUGAAGAAGACCGAUAACGAAAGCUGGUUUACCAAGUAUAUGCUUGCAAACGUCAACCGGGAGCUUAGCGAGUAUGAUGAAGCACUCCAAGGCUACGAAGCUGUUCUUUCCCAACGGUCACAAGAGUUCGGAGUAUCGAUUGCCCUCAUUCAGACACUCGUAGAAAAGGGCUGGCACUGCAUCGAGACCGGAUUCUACGGUGAAGCCGUGGACAGCGCCAUCCGAGCCAUUGAGGUCGCCUACACAGUCACAGAGUACAAGCCCGAUGCAUUUAACCUCUGGAAGGCAGUCGGAGAUGCGUGCAGUUUGUUCAGUUGGGUGCAGGAAAAGCUUGAGAAGUUCCCUUCUGCAGACGUUGAGCGCUUAUUGCGAAGCCAAUCAGACGUUGGCGUCAACUUCGAUACACACAAAGACAUCGACAACAUUGGCAACGAUGAUCUCGCUACUUUCUCUUCGACAGAGGUGUCAAUCCUCACAAAGGUAUUGAAGGCUUCCAUUCUCGCGCAAAAGCGAGCUAUUGCCAGCUGCGAGCACGACAUCCACGCUCAGGCUGUAGCAUGGUACAACCUUGGCUGGACUGAGUACCGUGCUCACGUCUGCCUGGAACAGGAAGGGAACGAUGAGCAGAAACUCACAGCUUUCUUGAGAGCAGCAAUGAAAUGCUUCAAGCGCGCCAUCGAGCUCGAAGCUGGCAACUCUGAAUUCUGGAACUCUCUCGGCGUGAUAACGACGACACUCAGUCCCAAGGUCGCUCAGCACGCGUUCGUACGUUCUCUGCAUCUCAACGACCGCAACGUGCACGUCUGGACAAAUCUAGGCACGCUCUACCUACUCCAAAACGACCUCCAUCUUGCUGACACAGCAUUUGGACGCGCACAAGCCCAAGACCCUGAUUACGCUUUAGCCUGGGUGGGUAUGGGAUUAGUCGCCCUUCUUGGUGGGAAGGAGAGCGACGCAUUUGCGCACUUCACGCAUGCGUUCGAGUUGUCAGAUUCCUCGUUACUCCUGACCAAGCGACAGUAUGCAGUCUCGGCGUUCGACUUCCUUGUGUCAUCACCGUCAUCUUCGAACACGAUCGUCAAUCUGAUACAGCCACUGUUCGCUCUCCAGCAGCUCAACCGUCAGGUACCAUACGACCUAUCGCACAAGCAUCUCGCAGCGCUGUUCCUGGAGCGAGUCGGUAAUUACGACGCUUCGGUGGCCGCUCUACAGGCUGUUUCCGAAGCUGCCGAACAAGAGUACGAGAAGUCUGAGGCUUUACCUGCUCUUGCGCGUAUUGUCCAAGCGAAGAACGAUCUUGCGCGGAACCAACUUGCGCUAGGUUCAAAUGACUCCGCGGUAGAGGAGGCAGAGACUGCGUUGGACCUCAUGGCUGAGCUUGAAGGUGACACUGGCCAGUCGAUCUUGUCUGCCGAGCAACUUGACAAAAUACGGUUGUCCGCUCGCCUUACCGCCGGUCUCGCACACUACUUCAGCGGUGCACUUGAUGCAGCGCUACCUUACUUCCGCACAUCGCUCGAAGCCACAGGGUCUCACCCAGACAUUAUCUGCCUGCUCGCAGAGGUGCUCUGGGCAAAGGGAGGCGACAACGAAAGACAGGUCGCGCGUGAACAGCUCUUCACCGCCUCCGAGAAGCACGAGUCACACGUCGGCAUCCUCACGCUCGUCGGCGCAAUGACUGUCCUAGACGACGAUCUCGAAACCAUGGAAGUCAUCAAGGAUGACCUCGACCGCCUGCGCACCGACAAAACCCUUACUGACGAGCAGCUUGCACGCAUCGAGAAGAUAGUCGAAGCCAUCUCCAUCAGCCUCGGCGGUGCAGACCAAGAGCUCGACGAAGCGCGACGAAGCGUCGUGCUCGCGCCCUGGAAGCACACAGGCUGGUCAGAGCUGGCUGAUGCGGCUGGUGGCGAUGUGUUUGCUAGUACGCUCGCAAAGGAGACUGCUCGUAGAAACGCACCGCCGAACGGCACUCUCAGCGCUGUCGGUCUGGCUAGUGCUAUGGCUGCAACUGGCGACGCGGGUGAUGCGCAGAGAGCGAUUGUCCUCGCACCGUGGAGCAAGGACGGCUGGAGCGGGCUUGUUGAGUGCUUGCAAAGCGCCUGA